Amphiprion ocellaris (clown anemonefish) is the source of this 1714-nucleotide messenger RNA. RefSeq names its product recoverin 2 (gene rcvrn2). The record is from RefSeq and is a predicted model, not a curated record. Bases 647 to 1228 code for a protein of 193 amino acids. Gene Ontology annotation, molecular function: calcium ion binding. Lineage: Eukaryota; Metazoa; Chordata; Actinopteri; Pomacentridae. The transcript is spliced from 3 exons.
CCACCUGAGAACAAAUUCACCUGAAAACUACAUUUAUCUAAACUCUGUUGAAGUUUUCUGACUUUGUGGCUCUCAGGUACGUCUGAGUUUCAUGAAGGAGCUGAAACUUACAGUCAACAAGCUUCUGCUGGUUUAUUAAUUCUGAUCUGUUGAGUAACUUCCUGGACACAAACCUCCAAAACAUAACUCUGAUUUAUUAGUUUACAGCUAAUAAAUCAGAGGAUUUGGGUUGUAAUUCAGAAUGUGUGGAACUUUCCAGACCUCCAGGCCCCGCAGAGAGAAUAAGGGUGCAGGGGUUCAUUUUGGUCAAGCGCUCAUCCACCUUAAAUCCGGCAUUAACAGAAUUAACCCAGUGAUCUCCAGAGUUCCCCCUGCCCUCCUUAUCUCCGCCGUCUUACCAUCCAGACUCUCAAUUCUCCAGCCAGCAUCUGCACACCAAGCUCACAGGUGAGAUUCCUGCACGUCUAACAGCAUCUCCACGACCUUCCUGAUCAUUUCACGCCUCCACCGGUGGAUUAAAUCGCAUUUCUGAUUGAUAUUUACUCAAGUCUGGUGUUUGAAGAGUCUAUUUUGUGAAGCAGAGCGUCGUGUGGAAGCCUCUGCAGGACCAGAGAGUUUUAGUACUGAGACAGUGAGAGCAGCUGCAAUGGGGAAUACCACCAGCAGCGCCAUAUCGAAGGAGAUCCUGGAGGACCUGAAGCUCAGCACCAAGUUCACGGAGACCGAGAUCUCCCAGUGGUACGAGAACUUCCAGAAGCAGUGUCCGACGGGCCGUAUCACACCCGAGGAGUUCGAGCAGAUCUACGAGCGCUUCUUCCCGGAGAGCGAUGCCAAGAGCUACGCCCGCCACGUCUUCCGGUCCUUCGACACCAACGACGAUGGCACGCUGGACUUCAAGGAGUAUAUCAUCGCGCUGCACAUGACCUCCACCGGGAAGACCACCCGCAAGCUGGAGUGGGCCUUCUCGCUGUUCGACGUCGACAAGAACGGCUACAUCAACAAGACGGAGGUGACCGAGAUCUGCCAGGCCAUAUUUAAGCUGAUCCCUAAGGAGGAGCAGAGCAAACUACCGGAAGAUGAGAACACACCUGAGAAGAGGGCCAACAAGCUGUGGGCGUACUUCGAGAAGAAAGACAACGAGCGACUGGCCGAAGGAGAGUUCAUCAAAGGCGUGAUAGAGAACGAGAAUGCGAUGCGUCUCAUCCACUACGAACCACUGAAACAAUAAAGUCGCUCCCAUUUAUCCCCUUCUGUCUUUUCUGAAUUUGUCCGUUCUAAACCUUCAGAUGCUUCCUCUCUAAUCCCUCGGUGUAAAUACUGCAGUGUCUUGGUCGCAACUAACUUUUCAGGAAGUUCACGUCAUUUUGUUUUUGUUUUUCUUCUUUGUCAAUGAAUUUAUAUCGAGAUAGACGUCACUAGAGGCAAAUUAUGGAGUAGCGCUUCAAAUUACAAGACGUGUACAGCCAAAAAAAGAAAAUUUAUAGUGUGUUUAUACAUUUAUAUAUGCAUGUUAGAAGUUGAAAAAUGAUCUAAUAUCCAGUAUUUAUUUGUAAAAAUAAUUCCUGAUGAAACAAAUGACUUUAAUAAUAUGGUUUCCUCAUUCUCUGUGAUUGGUUAAACAUCACCACUAGCAGCCAAUCGGCAAUGGAGGAUUAAUGUUGAUAAGUUCUGUAUUAAUUUAUCAUUUAAAACAGAAAUAAACCAAUUAAUUUUG